Anoplopoma fimbria (sablefish) is the source of this 4989-nucleotide messenger RNA. It is a transcript of the gene nt5c2b, whose product is annotated as 5'-nucleotidase, cytosolic IIb. Gene Ontology annotation, molecular function: 5'-nucleotidase activity. The transcript is spliced from 18 exons. Bases 199 to 1908 code for a protein of 569 amino acids. NCBI's taxonomy places the organism in Eukaryota, Metazoa, Chordata, Actinopteri, Perciformes, Anoplopomatidae. The record is from RefSeq and is a predicted model, not a curated record.
AGAGAGAGAGAGACAGAGAGAGAGAGAGACAGCAGUCAUCCGCUGCCUGGUUCUACAUAGAACCCAGAGUGAACACACAGUGAGAACACAGAGAGAAGAAACAUCGACGCUUCAUCCUGACUCAAGGCGCAUGCUCAGAGCAGCUGACGGUGCAGUUGUUUGAUCAGCAACAACCGGAGACACUGAAAGGUUUUAAAGAUGACCACUUCAUGGAGUGACAGACUGCAGAACUACGCAGACUUGCCUGCCAACAUGGACGGCGUGUCUAUGAAAAAGUACAGAAGAGAACCAUACCAUAGAGUGUUUGUCAACAGAAGCUUGGCAAUGGAGAAGAUUAAAUGCUUUGGCUUUGACAUGGAUUACACUUUAGCAGUGUACAAGUCACCAGAGUACGAGUCACUAGGUUUUGAGCUUACAGUGGAGCGCCUGGUUUCCAUCGGUUACCCCCAGGAGCUGCUCAGCUUUGUCUACGACCCAUCAUUCCCCACCAGGGGCCUUGUGUUUGAUACCAUGUACGGAAACCUGUUGAAGGUUGACGCCUACGGUAAUAUCCUGGUCUGUGUCCAUGGAUUCAACUUCCUCCGAGGCCCUGAGAUCCGUGAACGGUACCCAAACAAGUUCAUCCAGAGAGAUGACACAGAGCGCUUUUAUAUCCUUAACACACUCUUCAACCUGCCAGAGACCUACCUCUUUGCAUGCCUUGUGGAUUUUUUCUCCAACUGUGACAGAUACACAAGCUGUGAAUCUGGCUUCAAAAACGGUGACCUCUUCAUGUCCUAUAAGAGCAUGUUCCAGGAUGUCCGUGACGCCGUCGACUGGGUCCACUUCAAGGGUACACUGAAGGUGAAGACGGUUGAGAACUUGGAGAAAUAUGUAGUGAGAGAUGGGAAGCUGCCUCUUCUUCUAAGCAGAAUGAAUGAAGUAGCCAAGGUUUUCUUGGCUACCAACAGUGACUACAAAUACACUGAUAAAAUCAUGACCUACCUUUUUGACUUCCCCCAUGGCCCAAAGCCUGGUACCUCCCACCGGCCCUGGCAGUCCUACUUUGAUCUGAUCCUAGUGGACGCCAGGAAGCCGCUGUUCUUCGGAGAGGGUACGGUGCUCAGACAAGUCGACACGACAACAGGGCGUUUAAAGAUAGGAACCUACACAGGACCUCUGCAGCAUGGCAUAGUCUACUCUGGUGGUUCCUCCGACAUCGUGUGCGACCUGCUGGCGGCCAAAGGGAAGGACAUAGUCUACAUCGGGGACCACAUCUUUGGAGACAUCCUCAAGUCCAAGAAGCGUCAAGGCUGGAGGACGUUCCUGGUUAUACCUGAGCUGGCCCAGGAGCUGCACGUGUGGACCGACAAGAGCUCGUUAUUCGAGGAACUGCAGGGCCUGGACAUUUUCUUGGCAGAACUCUACAAGCAUCUGGACAGCAGCAGUAAUGAAAGGCCAGACAUCAGCACUCUUCAAAGAAGAGUCAAGAAAGUGACACACGACAUGGACAUGUGCUACGGCAUGAUGGGAAGCCUUUUCCGCAGCGGCUCCAGACAGACUUUGUUUGCCUCUCAAGUGAUGCGUUACGCUGACCUGUACGCAGCCUCCUUCAUCAACCUGCUGUACUACCCCUUCAGCUACCUCUUCAGAGCUGCACACGUACUGAUGCCGCACGAGUCGACGGUGGAACACGCCCACGUGGACAUCGACACAGAGUCGCCACUGGCCACACGCAACCGCACCCACUGCAGCGACUGCAAGGACCUGGAAUGCAAACGCAACCAGCUGACCCGCUCCUUCAGCGAGAUCAAACCACCCAACCUGUUCCCCCAGACUCCCCAGGAGAUCACUCACUGCCACGAUGAGGAUGAUGAUGAGGAGGAGGAGGAAGAGGAGGAAGAAGAAGAAGAGGAAGAAGAAGAGUAAUGAGCUGGACAUGGAGAAGAUAGUUUCUGCCUUCUCAUGUUUCCCAGCAGAGUCGGGUAGUUAUCUCUCUAAAAGUGAGGCAGGGAGGAAAAACAUCUCCAGUGUGUGUGUGUCUUUGUGUGUGUAUCAAUACUGUAUGCACACAAACACACACACACAUACAGGAGAUUUCUGAGGUAGUAAAAAAGGACCAGUUGUCAAAAAGGACAGAUCAUCUGAAUCUCAGAAGACUGUAUGCAUGCUCUGUCCUCUUAAAGCCAACCUCCCCUAGCUUCAAUGUAAAACAACAACUAUUUUUUCAUUCAUUUCAUUUGAUUUCUGUAUUACUUCCCCCAUCAGACAGACAGAACAUUAUGUUUUUAAAUCUGACUUUUAGGACCUGCUGGUGGAUUAAAUAGAUGCAGUCACCUUUAUACUGAAAUCCAUCAGAUAUGUAGUGUAGUUUUAAUUGUAACAAACUAACAUUGCUGACAUAGUAUGCACAUUAUAAUCAAACAAAAGGCACUGUUCCAUUACGGUGUCAAAAGAAAUGUACAUACUGUAUUGAAACACUUUUUUUUAUGCAACAUGGGAACAACAUUUUGUUUUUCAUCUGUUUAGUUUAAUUUUGUCUGUUGUACUAGUUCUUUGUUCUAACUUGUAUGUAAGGGUGUGUGACUCUGUGUGACUCACUCAGAGAGCAGCGUCCUGAGUGACGGUAAGCUAAGAAUCCAUUCUACCAAACUGAAGCACAGGAGCACUGAAGCACAAGCUGUUGUUAAACAUGCACGUUUGGUUUGAAGUUAGCACAUUGUGGUGCACAAGUGGCUCUUGAACUGAUACUUUGUUACCAAGCAACAAUGAGGACGGAGUACUGUAACUGUAUUUUAUGCCAAUAGACUCUAUGACAAACCAGAAGUACGGUAGUGUCUCUGGAACACCAUGAACAGCAAACAUGCAGUAUUGUUUUCGCACCGUUAUUAAGGAAGAUGAACUUGAAUAUUUCAAAGGGUUUUAUUUUAAUAGGUGAGAGCAACAGAGAGAUGUGUAAAGUGAUAUCUGUCAAGAAAGUGGCCUCAGUAUGCAAGGAAAUAAGGCGGUUUAUAGAAUGUACGGUAAAAAGCUCAGCUCACAGCUUCAGACUGUGAUUAGCUUGCUUUGUUUAUCUUUUUAGUUUUGGGGCUUUGUAAGGUGUAUUUUUUGUUCAACCUGACUUGGCAUCAUCCCCUGGGGGAAACACGUCGACAGAGAUCGUGUACAGUAUUCUUCCGUUUGGCCUCUUAACACUGUAAAGUGACCAUUUCAUUAUAGUGUUGGUUCUAACUCUGUUGCCAGUUUAAACUGGAUGAAAAUCAAAGUUCUUGAUUUUGCAUUUGCAUUACUAAAUAACAAACAUGAUGGUUAAAAAAACAUCUUAAGAUAUAAUUUAUUAAAAAAAGCUCAGCUAAUUUUCAUCCAUGCAUUUUCAAUUUGCAAAAAACAGAAGGAAACACCAAAAUUUGAAGAAAUGUCAAAAUAUCCUAGUUUGCAUGGGUUUGAAAAAAAAAAUAUCUAUAUAGUUUUAUUGUGAAUGGCGCACUCUUGAUUACGUCGUCUCAAUGCAUUCUCUUCUUCUGCAAUGAUUUAAUGGUGUCUGACUGAGAAUUGGAGCCACAAACUGUUCAAACCAGCUUCUAAUAUUUGCAAAACAAUUGUGAACGGAAACCUGCAUUAAAAGGCAUUUUCUUUCGCCUAAAAUUAGCACAAAAUUUGGAUGGACCAACCAUGCUUGUGACCAACAGCCCAAGAACUAUAAACAGAUUUUGAUUUAUCUUGCUAAAUGUUGAUUGGUUAAAAAAAAGUAUGUGACAUCACCUUAUCAAAAUAGCCCCACCCACUUCAAACUAGUCCAGAGUGAAAGGAAAAAUAGACACUUAGAUAUAUCUCAUGUGCGCCUUCAAGGCCUUUAAUACAGGUAUUACUUGCAUAUCCAUUUGUUCCAGAUUGAUACGUGUGUCCAAAUGCAUCAGUGUUACUAUGCAGAACACUAAGACAGCUGCCUGAAUUUUUCAUUUUUUUCUUUCCCCUUUCAACCAGUGUAUCCUGUAUGUUAACUUUCCACAAGUUUUUAUAUUUGGUCUUGACAUGCUGUAUCAGUGCUGUAAGUGUAGGACCAGCCGUUGAUUUAGGCCACAAAAGGGAAGAAACAUGCCAUCUAUUUUUUGCAUCAUUUUUGGUUCGGCUUGAUGUGGUGAAAGGUGAAUGUGUUUAACUCCGUGGUGAUUCAUUUGGUAAAAGCUUGUAAGACAUUAAGAAACAUAGUACAGUUAUUUGUCCUCUUUGAUCAUUGUCAUUAUAAUUAUUUUCAAAAUCUUUUCUUUCUUUUUUUUUUAGAAAUGAAAUAUUUUAUUGGUUUGUUUCUUGACAUGGAUUAACUGGAUAUGCUACAUGACGCAGCUGCAUUGCAAAUAGGACUGUCUUUUCUUUGCAUAUGCAUGUGAAAAGAAGAAGCAUAUCUGUUCUGCUAAGGUGGUUAUGGUAGCAUUGAUUUUACUUUUAUGUGAACUGUAUCAUUUUAAGGAAAAGCUUUUUUGACAUUUGUCAUUAUAGUUUACAUAGGGAUAAAAAAAAUUACAAACCUGUAAAAAAAACAAAAAACAGAAACACGUACAAGGGGAAAUGUGAAUAGUACUAGAGUAAGUACCGUAACAGAUAUAUUACUUGUAAUCAAUACCAUGGGGGUUCUUUUUAUUUUUCUAAGAUAGUGUUUUUAAAUGGUCUUGGUUUACAAAACUGUAAAUAGACAUUUCCAUUUCCUUAUCUUUUUCUUUCACAAAUUUUCUGUCACCCAGCGUUUUUAUCUAACGAAAGCCUGGCAAACAGGUUAUACUGCUUUAGAAGAUUUGUAUCCAUUGUUGUGAUGCCCUAAAUGCAUCCACAUUAACAACGGGUGCCAAAAAAGUAAUCUUUCAUUUUCUAAACUAUAAUAAUCCUUUGUUUUUAUGCAUUUCAAUUCAUGUUCUCCCGAACAGUGUUUUGUUUGUUUGAUUCCAGAAAAUAUCCUACACACUGUACAUUGAGGUAAAUUACAUAAAAAUGUAGAAUAAAGAUAGUUUUUCAUAA